Molecule: messenger RNA, 1621 nt
Organism: Triticum dicoccoides
Lineage: Eukaryota; Viridiplantae; Streptophyta; Magnoliopsida; Poales; Poaceae
Product: zinc finger MYM-type protein 1-like
Exons: 2
Coding region: 29-1621 (530 amino acids)
Source: RefSeq, a predicted model, not a curated record
CCAGAAGGACCUUGCUACAGCUUGUGCAAUGGAGGUAACCAAAGUUAUUAAGAAUGACAUUGGAGAUAAGAAUUUCUCAAUACUUAUUGAUGAAGCUAGAGAUUGCUCAAUAAAGGAGCAAAUGGCGGUGAUUGUCAGAUUUCUAGAUGAUCAUGGAGUGCUUCAAGAGCGAUUCCUUGCAAUUAAGCACAUCACAGAUUGUACAUCUGCUGGAAUUAAAAAAGCUUUGGUUGAUGUGUUGGAAUAUCAUGGUUUGUCAACUUCUAGGCUACGUGGUCAGGGUUAUGAUGGUGCUUCCAAUAUGAGAGGGGAAUUCAACGGUUUGCAAAAACUGGUUAGAGAUGAAGCUCCGUAUGCAUUUUAUGUUCAUUGCUUUGCUCACCAGUUACAGUUGGUGGUUGUCAAUGUGGCUCAAUGUAGUCCUGCUAUUGCUGAUUUCUUCAACUAUAUUCCAUUGAUAGUUACUCAAGUGUGUUCAUCUUGCAAAAGGAAGGAUGCAUUACUUGCCAAACAUCAAGAUGAGUUGUUAGAUUUGAUGGAGAAUGGAAAGAUCACAGCCGGAACCGGGCUGCAUCAAGAAUCUAACAUAACAAGGCCAGGAGAUACUCGUUGGGGCUCACAUCUCAAAACUUUGCUUCGUAUAUUCACAAUGUGGAAUGCUGUGGUGGAGGUGCUAGGAAUUGUUGUGGUUGAUGCCCGAGAACACACAUGUCAAGGUGGAGCUAGAGGUUUGCUUAAAAACAUGGAAUGCUUUGAAUUUGUGUUCAUCAUGUUGUUCUUAAUAAACUUGUUAAGCAACACAAAUCAUCUAUCCCAAGCUUUGCAAAGAAAGAAUCAAAACAUUGUUGAAGCCAUGCGUUUGAUCUUGGAUGUGAAAGAAAGCUUGCAGAGCAUGAGGGACAAUGGGUGGGAGUCUUUAUUCUGCCAAGCCAAAAACUUUUGUGAAACACAUGGUAUUGAUGUGCCAACCAUGGAUGAUCUUGUUGGAGCUAUGGGUCAAUCUGUUCGCACUAAGAAUAAGGUGACUCGACUUCAUUAUUACAAGGUUAGCAUAUUCAAUGUUGCCAUUGAUGCAACUAUCACUGAGAUGAAUCACCGAUUCAAUGAAGUUUCCACCGAGUUAUUGGAUUGUAUGUCUUGUCUUAAUCCAGCAAACAACUUCUCAAAGUUUAACGUUGACAAACUUAUUCGGCUUGCUGAAAUUUAUGAUGAGGACUUCACAGAAGCUGAUCGGUUAAUGCUAGGAGUAGACCUCCCAAGAUUUCUUAUGAACAUUAGGAGAAGUGAGGAGUUUAAUGGAUGUCGGGAUGUGUCCACACUUGCUCGGUUGAUGGUUGAAACAAUGAAACACACAUCUUUCCAGUUGGUAUAUCGCCUCAUUGAGUUGACACUUAUUCUUCCUGUGGCCACUUCAUCCGUUGAGAGAAUAUUUUCAGCAAUGAAGAUAAUCAAGACAGAUUUGCGCAACAAACUAUUAGAUGAUUGGCUAAAUGAUUUGAUGGUGUGCUACUGCGAGAAAGAGAUAUUUAGAAGCAUUCCUGAUGACCAAAUCAUGAUACAAUUCCAGAAAAUGAGGGAUCGGAAAGGACAUUUGCCACAUGAGUUUCAUGUGAUUUCUUAG